CCAGUUUCUGUGAAGCACUCGGAAGACCGCAAUCGGGACAGUGCAUGCAGUGAGUCGAUCAGUAGAGCAUUCCGCUCUCAGUUUCGCAUUUUGUGCAUCGACCUGCGCCGUACAGAGACCACACAGCAAUGACGCUCCCGUGUAAGGGGGAUUUGCGCAUCUUGCUCGUCUCACAAAGGAAAUGGUGCGAGCGAAAGAGGACAUCCUGCACACACAUGCACGAUGCAGCAGAAUAUCUUUGCUCAUCGCUUCUCGCCCUUACCCUGCGUACGUCGACCGGCCACGUGAUGUCGACGCCAUAGUUGGAGACUAUCUCCUCACCUGCACAGGCAAGAGCGGCAGACAUGAAUGGCACCGCACGUGUGUGGGUGACAUACACACAUACCUGUGCGGAUGUCCUUGGUGGUUGUGUAGGUCACGAGGGUGCCUUCGGUUGGUGCAUAAGACACCGACACAUUGGGUGCACACGAAUGGUUGAUCAGGCUCGCCACGGCAUACAUGCCUCCUCCUCCCUUGGUCGCUGCCCCCUGUGCAGGCCCAUGAGCACCGUCAAUAUGACACAGGUUGAACAAAUUGCUCUUGACAGUGGCCACAAGACACUGAUAUAGCUCCACCGGCAGUUGACGUUCCCCUUCGCCAAUGCCCAAGUGGUCGAGGACCUGCCGGUACUGCGACAGGAUGGGCUGCAUCUGCACAUUCAUGGCGAGUUGCUCCAUUCCGUAGGGAAGCAGACCCUCGAGAGAGGCGGCCAAAGCAGACGCCAGGCUGGCCCCAUCUCUUCGCUGCGAUACGAGGGCCCUCCAGAGAACCCGACAGACCAACCGUCCCUCCUGGCCAUUCAACAAUAAUGCGGCCGUAUCGUUCUGCGUGGGCUCUAGGAAGUCCACCGGUGCCCUAUCAUCGCCGCCAUCAUCCAUCGCUGCAUCUGCGCCAACGUAAGAGCCGACGCCCCUGACAGAGAUGCGCUUCCAUGCAGACGAUGCCCGCAGGCUCCCAUACACCCUCCGCCGCUCCCGCGAGAAUCUCCCCGUGCUGUUGACCCUGUCGAGGUUCCUCCACAACUGAUCUCUCCCCUUCGGUGUCGUCGACCGGCACUCCAGCACAUGGAACUCAUCACGGGCCAUUGAGCGGCACUUUCUGCUGCAGUAGAGCUCAGACGAGAGGCAUUGCGGGCAAAGAAUCAGCCGCCUGCCACCCAAGGGACGACAGCAGUAGCUGCAAGAUAAUGGCGAUGAGCGUGGGGGCACGGCGAUCAUCGACGGCUCAGAGAACAGCUGUUCGCCGGCUGUGAUGUUGCGUGUUGCGACGAGUCCUCUGCCUGUGGCGGGCGAGUAUGUUGGCCCCAGGGGAGCGGCGAGUGGCGAGAGGGCGCGACGCUGGUGCGCGGACAGGUGAAAGACGUCGAUGACCAUCGAAGGAUCUGAUCAGCCCUUCCCUGAACAAAGGGCAAGAUGCAAUCAAGUGCAGCGAUUCUUGUACCUACCGUCUAUCUGUGGCCGGCCAAGGUCCUUCUUACCUUCAUCUGUCGUACAUGGCCCUUUGUCAUGCAGCGCCACCACAGCCAGGCAAAAGAUCUUCAAUGAAUGCAUUGAGAUGGCUGACUUUGUUGAUUCAUUCAGCGGCUCCGGCAGCGGCAAAUUGGCUGGUUGGUUGUUGCGUUCGCCCC
Messenger RNA from Vitrella brassicaformis, 1666 nucleotides. Lineage: Eukaryota; Vitrellaceae. The record is from the annotation of a GenBank genome assembly.